This is a messenger RNA of Necator americanus (New World hookworm), 3843 nucleotides long. RefSeq lists its product as uncharacterized. NCBI's taxonomy places the organism in Eukaryota, Metazoa, Nematoda, Chromadorea, Rhabditida, Ancylostomatidae. The coding region runs from base 1 to 3843 and encodes 1280 amino acids. Gene Ontology annotation, biological process: mRNA catabolic process; miRNA catabolic process. Gene Ontology annotation, cellular component: P-body. Gene Ontology annotation, molecular function: 3'-5'-RNA exonuclease activity; RNA binding. The transcript is spliced from 32 exons. The record is from RefSeq and is a predicted model, not a curated record.
AUGUUCUCGGAAAAGAGCGCUGAAAUUCAAAGUUGUUCCCAAGUUCACGUUGUUGGAUACGCUGCGCCACUGAACAAACGAAAUAAAGGAACCCUACUAAGUCUAAAACGCGUGUGUGCUUUACUGGAAUACGCCGCCGAGAUUGCUGUGAUGCCCGAAACGAAGUCGGCCGAGCCUAGUUCGUCGAGCACUUCUCAUGCUACCACCAAGAAAAAACGUGGAUUCAAGCGAUCAGCGAAGUCUAAGGAUAGCAAGACGUCUACUGCAGCAGGAACAGCGAAUGUUAUCGACUCAAGUCCCAUACUAAGCACGGAUUGCAACAGAGAAAACUCUACUUCACAGAAAAAACGACGUCAUAGCAAAAGAAAAACGAAGGAGAAAUUGAAGGAAGUGAGUCAGAAUAUCCCGAACAAGACAGCAGCAUCGUCACCUGUCCAAAGGGUCAACCCGAGAGGGAAUGUCCUCUUAGAAGAGUUACAUAAGAAGGUUCGUACUGGUAAGGUGCCGGUAAAUGAAGUUAUGGGCUCAGGAUAUGGUCAGCAAUCAGGAGCAGUGAAACCACAGUCAAAUGCUUCAAUAGGAAGAUCGAUUUUGCAACGUCUCGUGGGAAACAACGUAGAUCCUGAAGCAAUAUUCAGUGCAGCAUUACGACAGAUACCGCAGGUUCCAGGUUUUCCAUCAAUAAUACAUCGACCUGACUCAGGACCUCAUGGUACGGUUUUUCGUCCAGAACUCUUCAAGACAACUAUGGAAGCAUAUGCAAGCGCUACAGCACAGCGUGGUUCAGAUAUAUUUGGGACUUUUCGCGAUGGAGCUUACUGUUGUGACAGCCGUCAAUGCGGGCGAGGAGCACUGUCUCCGGACUUUCUGCUCCCGUGGGUGAACUUCUCGCCAAUGUUUCCACUGGAAAGAAAUAUGUCGUCAUCAGGGCAGCGUCCGCCACCACCUUCACACCCGCACUGCAAUCAAUAUAAUCAUCCACCGGUUUACAAAAGUCCUCAAAGUGGUAUUAAUCAUCAUGGUGCUACAGCUUCGAGGCGAACUGUAUCAACAGGGUCUGCUAACUACAGACUUCAGAACAGUCAUCCUUCUGCGCGUUCGAAUGCGAACAUUUACCAAAGUUCGACUCAACUUGUUGGCGUAGCAAACAACCAGAAGACUAGAAAACCGUACUUUAUGCCAUAUAUGAGCCUGGAAGCUGUGAGCAGAGGUUUGGCAAACGGUGAUCUUGUUAAGGGAUCUCUUCGUGUCAAUCAAAGGAAUUACGAGGAAUCCUAUGUAGAUAAUCCAGAUGGUGAUGAUCAACUUGAUUUGCUGAUUUUGGGAGUUCAUGACCGUAACCGUGCUUUACACGGUGAUGUCGUUGUAGUACGCAUCAAAGAGAGGAUGAACUGGGUGAUUCGUGAGAACCUUUAUCAAGCGUGGCGUGCCGGUCACUUAAAUGUAUCAAGGGAGGAUAACGGUCAACCAAUUACUAUACCGCCGGUUGCCGCUCCGAAAUCUGAUGAUUUGGUCGAAGUUCCCAUCGGUGGGCUGAGUGAUCCACACAUAAGAAAAGCGAAUUUGAAUCUUACUAUCCCUCCCAAUAAAGACCGAAAAUACAGCAGACAAGCGAUGGUUAUAAUUGGAGCACAGCUCGAAUUAGCGCGUCGGGAAUGCAUGACAAGUCACAGCUCGAGCGCGCCGAUUGUUCAUCCCAGUCUUCCUUCACUAGAAGUUCAAAAAAUUAUCGAUUCAUUAUCGAUUGGAAGAGUGGGUGAUUUCACAGCGUCUGCAAAUUCCCAAUUAGCGAGGAAAAUUCUGACUUUACCUAAACGUCCGCAAACUACCUCCACUGGGAAGCGUUCUGCAUACAGGACUUUAUCAGAGAUGCCUGAUGAGGACUGGGGAGUACCUGAUGUGUGCCUACAAAAGACUGCUGAAGUGAUGUACAUAAUGGAGAUGAAGAAUUGCCGCGCUGCGAUGGGUCAGCUCAAAGUGAUGACGGAUGGAAAUCGCAACUGGGCAUUAUUCUCUCCUACCGAUUCUCGGAUGCCACGAAUGAUGAUUCCAGCGGAGCAGCUUCCAUCCGGAUUCUUCGAGAGGCCACAGGACUUCGCCAAGUUCAUUUUUGUGGCAAGGAUGGUAGAGUGGCAGGCUACAGCUCAGUUCGCUCGUGGAAAGCUUGAACGCACCCUGGGAUUGGCCGGAGACGUAGAGGCAGAAACUGAGGGACUAUUAUUUGCCAACAAUGUCGAUACACGUGAAUUUUCGGUGUCAGUUAUGCAUUGCCUUCCAAUCGCCGAGUCAAAACAAUGGACUAUUGAUGAGAAGGAAUUCAAAUAUCGUCGUGAUUUGCGUGAUACCGCGACAUUCACAGUUGGCCCCAAGCAUUCGCACGAGUUCGGCGAAGCGCUGUCAAUUAAAGAGCUAAGCGGUUGUGACGACACCGGUCCACCUUUGUUCGAGAUAGGAGUUCACAUAGCUGAUGUGUCUCAUUUUGUGUUCGAUAAUACUGAGUUGGAUACAUGGGCAGCUAAUCGAGGGUGUACUGUCAAUCUUGUGCACAAAUCUAUUCCAAUGCUACCACGGGUGCUUAGCGAGGAUAUAUGUAGUUUUCUUCCUGGAAAAGACAGACUAGCAUUUUCUGUAAUGUGGAAAAUGGAUAAGAAUGGAACUGUAGUUGAAGAGUGGUUUGGCAGGACCAUUAUUCGUUCGAGAGUACAUCUUGAGUACGAUCAUGUUCAGGGAUUCAUUGAAGAGCCAGAGAAGAAUCUUGUCGAUGAGGACUAUCCAGAGGUUCUUGACGGCGUUUCGUUGUCGGAAAUUAGAAGAAAGGUGAUGCAGCUACACAUGCUUGCACGACGUCUCCGUUCCAUUCGCGUAAAGAAUGGAGCCUUGCGCAUUGAACAACCAAGAUUGGUAUUUUCACUGAACGAAGAGACAAAAUUGCCACUUUCUGUGAAAGCUGAGGAGCCACAAGACUCCCACAAAUUGGUCAAGGAAUUUAUGUUGCUGGCGAACAUCGCAGUCGCGACUAAGAUAGAGUCGUGCUUCCCUCAAACAGCGUUCUUAAGAAGACACUCCCCGCCGAAACAAAAGGUUCUUCGAGAAGUGCUCGAAGUGUGCGAAAAGAUUGGUUUCCCACUGGACGCAGCGUCUUCUGCUCGUUUAGCUUCGUCGCUUAGUAAAUUCCAAGGAGGAAGCUCACUGCUGCAGUCAAUAAAUCAAGUAUUAUCCAUGUUGCUGGCGAAACCUAUGCAAUCUGGUUAUUAUAUGUGUGCUGGUUCUGCCAAAAAGAAGGAGGAGUACCAUCAUUAUGCCCUUAAUGUACCUUUAUAUACUCAUUUCACAUCUCCUCUUCGCCGUUACGCUGAUAUCAUUGUCCAUCGACAGUUAGCUGCAGCAUUAGGGUAUUGCCCCCCAAUGGACAAAACCAAAGAUGAUUUAGAAAGGCUGGCUCAGCACUGCAAUGACAAAAAACUCGCUGCAAAAGCUGUCAGUGAUUCAAGCGAUGAUACGUUCUUUGGCCUUAUUGUGAAGCAGAGUGGACCGAUCGAAGCUCGUGGAGUUGUUAUAAGCAUUAUGGACGUUUCUUUUGAUGUUCUUGUUUUAAAGUACGGAGUAGUGAAGAGAGUUUACGUAAACCGCCUAGACAUGGCUAGAGACCCAGUGUUCAUCGACGGGCCACCAGCUCAGUUGACGCUGUUCUGGAAUCCUCCUCUAACUACGGUUCAGGAAAGAAAUAAUGCUGCGAUAGAGCAAACCAUCCAGAUGUGCACUGUUGUCGAUGUGAACUCCCAUCAGCAAGUUGUGAAUUGCGAGCAUAUAUAUACACUUGAAGGCAGCAUACCAGGAUUCUGA